Molecule: messenger RNA, 2777 nt
Organism: Gordionus sp. m RMFG-2023
Lineage: Eukaryota; Metazoa; Nematomorpha; Gordioida; Chordodea; Parachordodidae
Product: protein AF-9-like
Exons: 8
Coding region: 133-2259 (708 amino acids)
Biological process (GO): positive regulation of DNA-templated transcription
Cellular component (GO): transcription elongation factor complex
Molecular function (GO): chromatin binding
Source: RefSeq, a predicted model, not a curated record
CUUAUAUACUCUAACUAUACCAUAUUAAACCAAAUCGAAUUAUCUUUCCCAUCAUUGGUCUUUUCAUUAUAAUUUGAUGAUUUGCCGUGACUUUCAAUGCUAAGCUCAAAAUAUAUUAUUUCUUUUUAAGACAUGACGUUUGUACAAGUCAAACUUGAAUUGGGGCAUCGAGCAGAAUUUAGAGAUAAACCAACUAGUAAUGGAUUUACUCAUGAUUGGGUGGUCUUUGUAAGAGGUCCACAAGAUAAACCUAUUCAUCAUUUUGUUGAAAAAGUUGUUUUCUACCUUCAUGAAAGCUUUAAUAAACCAAGAAGAGUGGUCAGGGAACCUCCUUAUCAAAUCAAGGAGUCUGGUUAUGCCGGGUUUAUAUUACCUCUCGAGGUUUACUUCAAAAACCGAGACGAGCCCAAAAAGAUUCGGUUUGAAUAUGAUCUGUUCCUGCAUUUACAGGAUUGUCCGCCCGUCAAUCACGUCAGGUGCGAGAAAUUGACCUUCCAAAACCCCACACCAGAGUUUCAGAAAAAGUUGAUCAAAGCCGGAGGGGUAAUGGUGGCUUCCCUCACCACUUCUCCUCAGCACCAGAAUAAUCCUUCCACUUCUCUCUCCACUAAUUCGUCUUUUCAAUCCAAAAAUUCCAGCAAUCAUACAGGGGAAAGCUCACAAGUUUUACAGAAUUCCUCGCAUACUACCAUUUUAAAUAACUCGACAACCAAUUUGACAAAUAUUAACGCCUAUAACAAUAAUAACCUUGCCUGUACUGUGACCACUAUGAACCAUGGUUCCUCGCAUCCUAUCAACAACAUCAAUAAGGACAGCAAAGAUUCUGGUUCUAGUCAAAGUAGUUCAUCACAUAAUUCGACUUUUAAAUCUUGUAACAAUAAUUCCAUCGUCAAAUUAAACAGUCAAAGCUCGUCUAAAUCUCAACACGGCACUCAAAAAGGCCACGAUUAUUUCAGCGCAAAUACAUCUAAAAUUAGCUUAACUGCUUCCGGAAAGGAUUUAAAUAAUACCGAGGACAAUCUAAGCUUUACCAGCUUAUUUGGUGACCCCAUAAAACCCGGUACCAGUUUAAAUCAUAUUAAAGACUCCACCAAAUUCUCAUACCCAUCAAAUAAUCUUAAUAAUUCAAAUAGCAUCAUUAAUUCCAGCCUUAAAUCUCAUAAGAAAAAACAUAUGGACCUAGACGUGAGCUCUUUUAAUAAAGAUAAAAAACUAAACUCACAACAUGCUAAAGUUAAAAGUGAAGAUAGUAAUAUUAAUCAAGCACAGAAUUAUGCAAAUCAAUCUUCGAAAGCCAAGAAAGAACACAAAACCAAUAUUACAAAUCAUAAUAUCUCGUCUUCUUCCAUGACACAGUCCGCGAGUAAUGUGAAAAAUAGCGAUAACAAAUUAGUCAAGUCGAUAGGUAAAAACCAUCACGAUAACAAAAAUAAAACGAUAAAACAUAAAAAUGAAAAUUCCCCGCUAUUUGAUAACGAUUCCUCAGAUGCUUUCGAUGAAAUGAAAUCCCACAAAUCUAAAAAACGUCACAUAAGUAAAAUUACAAAUAACAAUUUGGAAAAUAACGGACGUCAAAUCAAGAAGCACUAUAACUCAGCAACUACUGAGAUUAUAAUCAAACCAAGCCCUAAUAUAGACCAACUUCCGAGCACAAAAAUUUCUUCGUCCACUCUCAAUUCAACAUUUAUUACAACUGCCGACGGUAAUAAUAUCAACCUCAAGGAAACAGACGAAUUCGAUUCCGAUAUUUCUUCACCCAUCAGUCACUCAGAAGAUAUUGCAAAUAUUAUAAAUUUAAAUAAUGAAUCAAAUCCGAGAAACGAUUCCAAUAUUUUUAACCAAAUCGAUGAUAUUGAUCAAAAUCCAUCAAAUCUAUUGGGUCCAAUCAAUAAUCAAAAUAAUCUAAAACAUGAAUCUGGUUAUAUGGACAAUGAAGAUACUCAAGACGACGGGGAGUUUUACAAUGGUACCAGGGACAAUGAAUUAGAUGAUCCCACAGAUGGACCGAUAUCAGACAAUCAUGCGGAAGAAGAAAGUACACCUUAUAGUUCAGAAUUUGUGGUGGAAAUGUUGAAUCUUCAGAAAGAUUUAAUGGCUCUAAGGGAUAAACAUUUAGUACAAAGGGUAGUCGAUAUAAUAGUCGAAACUAGGAAAUUUACCAUAUCACCAUCUACCUUCGAUUUUGACCUGUGCAGACUUGAUGCUCCAACCCUAGAUCGUAUCAAAAACAUAUUAUCCCUGCCUUCUUCAUCCCUUUAAAAAUAUUUAAUAAGUCAUUAUAUAAAUAAAGAUAACAUUUUUUACCAUUACCUCUUUUUACCCUAAUCUGUCAUCUUAAAAGACCAGGGAUAUUUCGCCUCAUCAGUCUUAUUUACUUUACUUUACUUUGAUAAUAUAUAUAUAUAUCAUUUUAGUUUUUAUAAAUGUCGUUUUUAGUAAUGUUGUUAAAAGUAAGAGAAAAGACAGUUUUAAAUUUAAAUCGAUUUUUUUUACAUUCAAUAUGAUUGUAAAUCCAUUUGAUGAAUAUAAUCAUUAGAUUUAAUAUUUCUAUGGUUAUUUUAAUGUUAUUUUUAAAGAUUAUAUGCACACAAUUUAAAAUAAUGAUCCAGAAUUUUCAUUCAUUCAAUAACUAUUUAUUUUUUGCAAAAUAUUCUUAAUAUUGAAAUAUAACUAAUAGAAAGGUUAUACAAGUUUAAUUAUGUGUAACAGUAUAUUUAAAAAUAUCUUAAAUCAUAUUUAUAUUUAUAUAAGAUCAUCACGGGGAUAUUUUUUAUACA